UUUAUAUAUUUAAUUUAGUCAAUUGAAUAUAUUAACUAUUUAAAAUGUUCUCACGAGUAAUUCGUCGGUCACUUCCAUCAUCUAUUCAAAUACAGAGGACGGCGGGAACUACAAAUCUAAGAAAAUAUUUAAGAAAUUUUCAUGUCCGUCAUGCACCUCCGGUAACACACAUUCCUUUAAUCGAUAAUUCGGUUCGAUCAUACUCAGUGCAAGUAAAUCUCGACGAAUUAACUGCUGACUACGAUUAUGUAAAGAAAGCCACCACAAAUAAUGGUAUUUUAAUUGUCGAUGUUCGAGAACCUGAUGAAAUUAAGGAACAUGGCAAGAUACCCAAUAGUGUAAAUAUCCCAUUGGGCAAUGUAUCAACUGUAUUAGGAACAAUGCCUGAGAAAGAUUUCCAGGAGACAUACCAAAGAGCAAAGCCAGCUGAGAAUACAGAGAUAAUAUUCUAUUGCAUGAUUGGCAAGAGAUCUGCUAAAGCACAACAGAAUGCUAUUAAUUUGGGAUAUAAAAAGUACAUACCGUAUCUUGCCCUGGUUUCCACCCUGCAGGACACACUUCACCAUGCUUAUCUGUAUACUGGAAUGCUUGUACAAGUCUUAAAGUUUCAUCAACUGAUCUUCCAACAGAUGGACGUCCAGGACGAUAAUGUUUUAGACGUCGAUUUGCUAGCUGACGAUGGAUCUGAAGAAGAAGGCGAAGCCCCGCCGUCGUCAGGGCCAGGGUCAACACCAACUUCAUGUGCAUCAUCGCCGCGGGGUGAGGAACCUGCUUCUCCCCAUGGUGGUGUAUCGCAGCCGGCAUUUUUUCACCAUCAAAGCUACACUCGGCCAUUCUUUACAUCUGGCCGUAGGGGACCAGGUCGACCACGGAAGGAGGGGCCAAAACUGGUUAGAGAGGGAAAGAUAGUGAGAAGGUAUAGAGGAGGCAAUGCUGGUUCUGUCAGAGGAGCCAAGAGACACAGAGGGAGCCGAGAUGAUUCACUUGAAGAUAUGAUGGAUGAUGAUGAUUUCUCUAUACCACCAAUACCUGAAGAACCGCCUUACAUGCCAGAGAAGUGGCCAGGAAAACUAUGCGCACUUUGCAACCUGAGUGAGCGUAGUCAGCUGGGGCAGGGUGAGAUGCGUCAGAUUAUGUGUAAGCUUGGAGAGGGGGAUGGAAGUACUACUCCGGCCAUAUGCAACUCUGGUGGGGCCACUCCUACCAAUCCCCCUACACCAUCCAGCACCCCAAGCACACCCGUGACUCCCGGCCUGGUUUCACCACCGCCAGAACUUGUGGACCCCAAUCAGCACCCACUUGCGUUGCCUUUGAGUAGGCGCCAAAAAGCAUUUAAUAAGUGCAAGACUCCUUUAUACAACAUGGAACACACGGAUGAGUUAUCUAUUAUUGGUUACACAGAAGUUAUGGAAUUAUCAGGGGUUGUCUCAUCUGGAGCACUGUAUGUACAUCGGUGUUGUCUUGAGUUUAGCCCACCAUUCCAGGAUCAUGUGUUUGCAGCCUCGAAUUCUGAAGAGGACAAAGAUCAGUUAGAGGAAGCCAGGGUUAAAGGGAUUGUGACCGCUGCCCUGUCAAGGAAAUGUGCCUUUUGCAGCAGACAUGGAGCAAGCAUACCUUGUAAAAUGAGUUGCAGCAAAUAUUUUCAUCUACCGUGUGUGCUUGCUUCUGGAGGAUUCAUGGACUUUCACACCAAAUCUUCCUUCUGCAAGGACCAUCUUUAUCAAGUGCCUCUUAUUUGUACAGCAGAUAUAGACUGUAGGACUUGUAGAACUAUUGGCGACAUCGCUAACUUAAUGACAUGCGUCACCUGUGGCGCUCACUACCACGGCACAUGCGUUGGACUCGCUCAGCUGCCAGGAGUAAGAUCGGGUUGGUCCUGUCGGUCGUGUCGCGUGUGCCAGGUGUGUCGCGGCGAGGCCAACGCAGGCCUGCAGCCGCCAGGCCACGAGGCACGCGCCGUCACCUGCGAGCACUGCGACAAGCUGUACCAUGCUACCUGUCUUAGGCCUGUUAUGGCUACCGUACCUAAGUACGGAUGGAAAUGCAAGUGCUGCCGCGUAUGCUCGGACUGCGGGUCGCGGUCGCCGGGCGCGGGCCCGUCGUCGCGCUGGCACGCGCACUACACGGUGUGCGACUCGUGCUACCAGCAACGCAACAAGGGCUCGUGCUGCCCGCUGUGUCGCCGCGCGUACCGCGCCGCCGCAUACCGCGACAUGAUCCGCUGCAUACUCUGCAAGAGAUACGUACACGGAAUGUGUGACCCUGAUGCGGAACCACAACAAUAUCGACAAAAGAAAGAACAAAAUCCAUCUUAUGAGUACAGCUGUCCUAUAUGCAAAGCUCAGAUGCAACUGACUGGCUCCAAAUCUACAUCUUUCGACGACGAUACUGUUGCAUCGACAUCCCAAGACUCAUCAUUCGGUGAUGAAAACUCCCAAACUGAGCAAGAUCCUCUUGCUAUAGAAGCUAAGCCUGAUGUUGGUCUUGGCAAGGGUAAACCAUUCACUGUCUCAGCAAAAGUGGCAAAGAAGAAGAUAGGUGGUUACAAACUGAAAGGUGGCUUUCCUCCUGCGGGCAAACUAGGAUUCCAGAAGCGUCAAAGGUCUGUUCUGGACUUUGGAAGGAAGAGGGGAUCAAAACCAAAGAUGAGGGGUGUGUUCGGAGUGCCUGGGCUGGGGCUACAGAGACCUCAAGCACCUGAUAACAAGGCACCUGAAGAUGAUCCUGGUGUUGAGAAUAAAUUAGUGCUGUGUUCAAGCAAAGACAAGUUCGUCCUAACUCAAGAUUUGUGUGUAAUGUGCGGUGCAAUCGGUACCGACUCCGAAGGAUGCCUUAUUGCUUGCGCACAGUGCGGGCAAACAUACCAUCCGUAUUGCGUCAAUAUUAAGGUGUCGGCGGUGAUAGUGACGCAGGGCUGGCGCUGCCUGGACUGCACGGUGUGCGAGGGGUGCGGCGCGCGCGGCGACGACCCGCUGCUGUUGCUGUGCGACGACUGCGACACCACGUGGCACACCUACUGCGCGCGCCCGCCGCUCGCCGACGUGCCGCGCGGGCCCUGGCGCUGCGAGCGCUGUCGUCGCUGCAGGGUCUGCGGCACGCGCUCCACCUCCGCCUGGUGCGACAACUACACAGAAUGUGCUCCGUGCGCGUCCCUGGUGAUGUGUUGCGUGUGUUCGGAGCCGUACUCGGACGGAGAGCUCAUCAUACAGUGCGAGGCCUGUCAGCGCUGGCUGCACGCCUCCUGUGACUCCAUACGGAACGAGAGCGACGCUGAGGUCUGCUGUCGAGCCGGGUACAAGUGCGUGGUGUGCCGCGGGCGCGAGGUGCCGCCCCCGCACGUGGCGCGCGCGCCUCUCGCGGCGGAGGCCGGGGGCGCGGGGGGCGCGGGCGGCGGCGGGGGCGCGGGCGCGGCGCGGCCCGUGGCGCGGCCCACGCCGCAGUCGCUGGGGCUGGCGGGCGAGUACUACGUGGACGACGUGUGCCUGUCGCAGCGCGGGGCGCACCACAUGAAGCAGCUCGAGGCCGACAUGGGCAUCACGCACACGCGCCGCAAGCGCCGCUUCAAGAACGAUAACACUGAGAAAGACGCAGAAAUAAUGGCAUCUAUUGAAACAGUGGUUCAGAACGCUGACGUCGAGAUGGGUGACGACUCCAAGCCUGACAGCACAGCUGAAGUCAAGGACGAACCUGGGGUACCCAACACGAAUUUUAAAGAAGGCAUAUUAUGGAACGUGGCGAAUGACGGCCCACCUCCUGAGGGCUUCACCAUCUACACCACGGACUCUGGCCUCACAGUAUUGCGGAGAAAGAGACAGAGAAACUUGAACAAACUCGGUAUUGGUGGGUUUGUUGUUAGACAGAGACAAACUACUGCUAAGGCGCAGGCUGAUGAGGACAAGGAAGGAGAUGGAACACAAGCAUCUGGAGAAUCUCCCAGUAACAAACGCAAACCUCGUCGAAAGCCACGCUCCAAGCUCAUGGAGCAGUUCCCAUCUUAUAUGCAAGAAGCUUUCUUUGGCAAAGAAUUAUUGGAGCCUACCAAAGCAGCGGUUUCAUCUACCGCAGGUAACCCCGCGGAAAGCCCGGCGGCGCGCGCGUCCCCGGAGCCGAGCUGGGCGCGCUGGGAGCUCGACAACUCGGACAGUGAGGGCGAGGACGUACUCGCCGCGCUGCACUCUUACUCCGACCACGACUGCUCCGUGCUCAUCUCACUCAACACGGAUGAAGUAGAAAUACUAAACUCAUUGAAACCAAAAGAUGAAAAGGAUGACACUUCAAACACAACCAAUUCAGAUGGAACAUUGAAAAUCAAGACUGAGUUAGAUGAUGGUCAGUUGAAACACACUGAGGAUUCUACUGCCUUGAAGAAUGCGAUACUGGGUCCGCAGCCGGCUGAAGCUGAGCAGCCGCCUACUGUUGCCACUGAGAGCAUACCCACCGUGCAUAGUACCAAAACUGAGACCAUCAGUGAAACCGGUGGAUCAUCUCAAGCAUCAACUAUAUCGCCUAAAGACGACUUGUCUCUCCUUGGUGUGAGUCUCGACGCUAUGGUCAGGGAUGGCCUACCUGACAUGGACAGCAAUGAUGUGGACGAAAUAUUCAAGGGAGUGCUUACUGAUGACUCACAGGAAUCGCAAGAGUCGUCUGUGUCGUACGUCAAUUCUAUGGCAAGUACGCCGUACUCGCAACAGAGACAACAGCUUCAGAGCCCUAUGGAGUACACCUCGCCUUAUCCUGAGUUUGGAGGCAGCAGCAGUAACAGUGCGAUGAGCCCGCUAUUCUCUGAGAGUGGUAGCGGCGGUGCGACUUGGCCCGACCCUGCGCAGGCGCCGCCACCAUCCUACAACCAGCGCAGUGCUGACAAGAUGCGGGCUGACGAGAGUCUAGGGUCAGCAGCAACAAUAUCGGCCGUACUAUACGCCAACACGAACCACCCAGAGUGGAAAACAGAGUUCCCCAACUGGGUGGACCGCUGCAAACAGAUACUGAAGAAGUGGCGCGCGCUGCCGUCGGACCAGAAGGCGCCGUACCUGCAGCGCGCGCGCGACAACCGCAGCGCCAUCCGCAUGAAGAAGGCCCAGCAGAGCUCCGGCAGCGGCCCCGGCGAGGCGGACAGCAGCGCGGCGCCGGGCAGCGCCGCCGCCGCCGCCGCCGCCAGCCCCGCGCCGGCCGGGCUGCCAGCCAGCGGGGUGCGCGCGCCCAACGUCACGGUGACGGCGGGCGGGCUCCUGGAGGCCGACGCGCACAUCCGCGUGCUCACCCCCUCCGAGAUCAUGCGCACGCUGCCGCGCCUCGCGCAUCCGCGCCCCACGGAGCAGGAGCGCGCCUGCAGCCAGCAGCGCAGCGCGCGCGAGGCCGAGCAGGAGCGCCAGUGGAAGCAUCUGCAGCAGCAGCGCCAGCAGCAGACGCAGCAGCAGCAGCAGAUCAUACACGACCAGCGCAUGCAAGCAGCCAUGCAGCGGUUACGUGCUCCGGACGGCAGCUCUCCCCCGGGCGCGGGAGCCGCGGCGCCUGCGCCCCCCGCGCCGCCCGCUGAGGCCCCGCGCAGCGCCUUCCCUGCACAACGCUUCCAACACUACGGAAAUAACGAUGACAUCAACCGCCAGCUUAGGGACUUACUGCAGAGACAUCCCGAGAAAAUGUGGCCUGGACAACAUGAAAGUUCGUCUCCAGCUACGGGUGUAGGUGAAGGCCAGCCCUUCCGUCAGCCGCUACCUGUGGCACUGCGUGCGCGGGCGCCCCUCAUGCACCCUGCCCGGCCUGACCAUCAUUUGAUAAUGCAACAGCGCCUAAUAUCGGCAGACAACAGCCAGUUACAGCAAGCGGUGCAGAGUCCCGCACCGCAACAGAUGGUGGAACAGAAACAGAAUGUCGUGCCCAAUAAUGCUCCUAGCAAUGACAACAAGCAGGAAUCGAACCAGGAGCAAGGUACAGAUGAGAUGGAUAUGGGAGACAUGGACAAACUUGAACAAGAUGGUUCUAAUAUUGGAGAGGUUGGCGACAUCUUAACUGGGCUAGGCGGCGAAGAUGACGAGGAAUUAUUCGAGACGUUGACAGCAGAAAUAGGAGAGCAAUUCAACAUCCUGGAGUAUGCCGACCCUGAACUGGCAGCACUCAACGAUGCAGAACACAUACUGGACGGACUCGAGCUCGCUGACGACGGGAUGCCGGAGAGACACGCCAAGAGGGAGCCAGAAGAUGAACAGGAUCAAGCUCAAGAGAACAAGAAUAUGUACAAUGACUUACAAAAGGCUGUGAAGAAUAUAGAGUGUAAGCCUGAAGUGAAAUCUGAGAUGGAAGAUGUAAAGCCUGAUGUAAAGUUGGAAGCUCCGGCCACGCCCGCACCACAGCCAAUGUACAGUGACCCUGUACAGAGAGUUAUCACGCAGAACCAGCAAAUAGCAUUGCAGCAGGGUGCGCGAGGUCCACAAUUCGGUCCCGGGCAGGUGAUGGGCCAGCAAGUGGUGCAACGCCCACAGGUUCAGUUCACGGCGUCGCAACACAUGCACUACGCACAGGGCGGCGCCGGUGGUGGCGCGGCGGGCGGCGUGGGCAUGGCGGGCAGCGCGGCGAGCGCGGCCAGCAUCGUGAGCGCGAUGACGGCGCAGGUGAACGCGGCGCUGGCGGCGGGCCGCAGCAUCGCGGCCGGCACCCGCCUCGUGGCCGCCGACGGCUCCGUCGGCGUCGUGCGCCCCGACCGCACCGUCGCGCUCGCGCAUCUGCCCUACGCCGCUACAGUGUCGGGCGGGCAGGUUGCGACCGGGCAGGUAGUGCAGACGGGGCCAGUGGGCGGCGUGGGGCAGACGGGCGGUGUGGGGGCGCGCCCCCCUCCGCCGCCGCCGUACCCGGGCACGCUGCGCCAGCCGCAGCCGCCGCCGCCGCCAUACCCACAGAACGUAAACCAGGAGCAACCGUUGCUUCUCGAGGAGCUCCUGGAGCAGGAGAAGCGCGAGCAGGAGCGCGAGGGCGGAGACUGGGCGGGGCCGGGCGCCGCGCCGCCCCCCGCGCCCCCGCCGGCCGCGGCGCCGCCCGCCAUCCCGCUGUACAGCGGCGUGGCCCCGCCCGCGCCGCCCGCGCCGCCCGAGCGGCCCGCCAGCGAGGCGGACCAUCACGCGCGCCUGCUGUACGAGCAGUGGCUCAAGCAGUACAACGCCUUUGCCGCCGACCAGCAGCGCUACUACGAGGUCGAGGUUCAGAAGCUUCGCAAGAUGCGCAAGUCGCUGAAUAGUAAGCAGAGACAGUUGCGGAAGUCGGGCAACGAACUGUUGCCCAACGACGCAGCCGAACUGCAGCGCGUCUCUACUGAGCAACAGGCGUUACAGAAGCAUCUCGAAGCGGCACGCAAACAAGCACGUCAACAUAGCAUGCUUAUACAGGAAUAUGAGACAAAACAGCGACAGCAGAAUCCCCAACUCGCUCAGCAAUCAGUAAUAAACCAGCAGCAGAUCACUUCGAAUCAAACAGUGUUUGCUCAGAAUCAGAACAUUGGGCAGGGCCAGCAGGUGCAGCAACAGGGCACUAUCAACCGGCCGAUGCAGCUGGGCCUGCAAGGAGCCACCAUACAGCAACAACAGACACUCAUUCGCACUCAACAAACUGUAAUCGGCGCCGACGGCCAGCCGAUAUCCCAACAAAGGAUCGGUCUAGUGACGUCACCGCUGAACGCGCAAGGACGGCUGGUCACCCAGGGAGGGCGCACGCUAGUGAUCGAGCAGGCCGGCGGGCCCCAGCCGCAGCUGGUGCGCCAGCUGGGCGGCGCCGGCGUGCAGGAGCGCGGCCAGGCCGGGCCCGCCAUGGGGCAGUUCGCGGGCCGGCCCGCCGCCGCCGGCGCGCGCCAGCCGGGCGCCCGGCCCGCCAUGUCGCCGCUGCACGUGCAAUCCCCGCUGGCGCCGCAGUCCCCGCUGCACCAGCUGACGUCGCCGAUGCAGUCGCCGCUACACUCGCAGCAGUCGCCGCUGCACCACACGUCGCAGUCUCCGCUGCACCCCUCCACGCAGUCUCCUCUGCAUACGCAGCAGUCCCCGCUGCACUCCCAGCAGUCCCCCAUGCACGUGCAGCAGACCGGCAUGCCGCAGCAGUCGGUGCAGCAGUCACCGAUGCACCCGCAGCAGUCGCCGAUGCACCAAUCUCCCAUGCACCCGCAGCAGUCUCCUAUGCACCAGCAGUCGCCGAUGCACCCGCAGCAGUCCCCGAUGCACCAGCAGUCGCCAAUGCACGCGCAACAAACUCAGAUGUCGCAGCACUCCCCGAUGCCCCAGCAGUCGCCGAUGCACUCGCAGCAAUCUCCAAUGCAUAUGCAACAGUCGCCGAUGCACACGCAACAGUCUCCCAUGCACACGUCGAUGUCGCCUCAACACUUUUUGCAACAACUGCAAGCUCAGAGGACCAGCCCCCAACUACCGACGCCCAGCCGGAGUCCUCAGAUAUAUCAACAAUCGCAGAUUCAGAGUCCUGUAGCGUCACAUUCACCACAAAUGCAAAACGUUGAUUAUGCAACUGGGCGUUUUUCACGACCAGCUCCUGGAUGUUCGCCUUUGCCGACGCGAUUUGCUAGACCACCUCAUCAUCAGCAAGGCAUAAGAGUGGGUGGGCCGUAUGGAGGGCGCCAGCAAACUUCACCGCUCGGCAGCCCGCAGCCCCUUCCAUCUCCUGGAAACCCUGCCAAUGAGAUGGCGCGGCAACAAAUGUUGCAGCGGCAGCAGUACAGCCCCAUGGGCGGCGCGCCGGCGUCCCCGUCCGUGGCGCGGUCCCCGCACGUGGCGCGCACGCCCACGCCGCACGCGUCGCCCGCCGCGUCCCCCGCGCCGCACGCGCUGCACGACCACGGCGGCGGCCUGCACGCCCACGGCGCCGCGCCGCUGCCGCCCGGCUACCGCUACUGCCGCCCCGGCCUGCUCGGCGGCGCGCCCGCGCCCGGCUGGCCGCCGCGCUCCCCGCACGUCACCAAGGUCUCCAUCCUCAAGCGCCGCACGCCCCCGCGCCCGCGCGCCGCGCCCUCCGUCGACGCCGAGCCCGCGCCCUCCGACGCGCGCGGCUACGUCGUGUACGCGCCCGACGCGCGCGAUGCGGACGACGGGGAAGACCUGGUGGAGCAUCUGGACGACGACGACAUCGUGCUCGUCGAGCCCGACGCCGUCUCUCCCGAAGAGCGCAUCGCCACCGAGGAGGAUUUCGAAGAACUCAUCGACAGCGGCAAGCCGGACGACGAUGCGGAGGAGGAGACCGCCGAGCGCGCCCCCACCCGCACUGAGACCACCACCAAGACCGUGGCCGUCAUCAGCCUAUCUACAGGCAAACAGCCUGCCAGCGUGCAGCAGUACAAGAUCCUGAGCCCGAGCGGAGGGCCUCGUGCUCGCCUGCCUCUGCUCAGCGCCAGCAUGCUCUCGCCACAUUCCAACACAAAGAUCCUGGACGACGUGUCCCAGGCCACAGUGGCCUCCGUCUCGAUAGCUAACCAAACUAUCUCAGUACCGGUACUGAAGAAUCUGUCGGUGCCGAUCGCUAGUGUGGCUAGCCACGUGGCUGGAGUCGCCAAGCCACAAAUCAAGAAGGUGCCAUUGAACUUGGCCAUGUCUACGCCACCGCUCUCCAAACCUAUUAGUUCUGUUAUAAGUGUGAUAUCAUCAAACAUGCCAAAGACUACCAAUCCACCCCGCGUACCUGUGUCUAUAUUGACUCAACACCAAGUAAAACAAAAAAUUGUUAAAACUAUAGAAAAGCCGAUGAUGCUCGCACUUUCUAACUCAAAACUAUCCAGUUUGUCCGUGACACAUGACGCGACAUUACCUGCCAAAAUAUUUCAGGACGAUGCCGCAUCGCCUGACAGCACUGUGUCGUCUGAAAACAACCCAGAUAAGGAUCUGAACAUAAACCCUAUGUCAUCAACAUCUCAACAGCUGCCAACAAUGAGUUCUCAAGGCACAUCACAAAUGGACCCGCGACCUGGGAUAUUUAAGGAACCUACGAAAGACAUCGACAUCGAAAGUGAAAUCAGUCAACAAACUGAACUCCCGCACACGUUAUGCCUCAGCGACCGCACGCCAUUGCUUUUGGGGAAAGCAGACAUAAAGAGUCCGGAUCCUAUACCUGAGAAAAUACCGGACAAUAUUAUGGAGGGAGACGACGAGGACAAACCUGAAGACAACUUACAGAGCAAUUUACUUCUGUCGUAUAGUAAAAGUAUCUCGGAGCCGCCGCCACAGCCGACCAUACCGGACACCAAAAUGGAAGAAAAUGUUGUAAAAACAAUAAAGGCGAUCGCCAAUCAAACAAAAGAAAUGGUAAUAGAUUCAAAUAUGCAGAUUACUUCGGAUAUGGCACAGGAUUCCGUGCAAAUAUCAAUCCCGUCGCCCACACCAUCUCAAGAGAGGUACCUGAACGACAUUACGAUGCAGGACCACCACGAGACUGCGGAGAGCAACAAACACGUUGAGAGUUUCGAGGACAUGCUCUGCAUACUGGAGAACAUUGGCGAUGACGCUAAGACAUAUGGCAUGAAGCAGUCAAACCCGAAACCUUCAAACCCUAAUAUUCAAAAUCAAAAUGUAAAUACCACUAAGCAAGAUCCGAGAGAGAGUCAAGAGCAGACCGCUUUUGCCAAACGUGAGCCAGAGAGACUAGCGCUGCAGUCGGCGAGCGUGCCGCAGCUGUCCCCGCUGUCGCAGCCCGCGGAGCUGACGUCCAACAUGGCCAACGUCUCGCAGCAGUUGCGCACCAUCAUGUCCUCGCUCAACACCAACACGUCCAAAGUGGACACGCAGCCUGUUAUGCGCAAGAACAGUGACGCGACUACACCCACACAAGUCAACUUUGAAAAUUUGUUGCCUUCUUCCAAAGUGGAAGUGGCUGCGUCGAGACCUUCGCCCAUACAGAGGAUUGAUAAGCCCAUUGCGACCAUCUCGACGUCUGAUAGUUUACCCAUGAGUGCUGCCCAGGCUAUUGGCUCCAGGGUCAACACGCUCUCGUCGAUGGGACAAAUGAGAAAAUCUCCUACCAUCUCACCCAUCAGUUCUCCUGUUGGCCUACAGAACUCUCUAAUGAAAUCACCUGCUCCUAUGAUCUCAAAUCCAUCGUUCUCCCCUAUGGAUGAAUCUGGACCGACAUCGGUCGCCUCUCAAAUCAUCCAAAUGCCAGCUCUCUCGAAAAUACAUAGUUCUACUGCACCGCCUACUAUCAUGCACUCGAAUAACACUAUCACCACUAGCAUGAGUAGCUUCCAAAAGAAUCAGUCACUGCCGACUAGCAUACUAGGGCAUACGUUGCUACAACCGACUAGACAAAUAAAUACAAGUAACUUGCCAUUCAACCAACAGAGUAUUAGUACUAGUCAGCCACCGGCUUUAGUCAUGACGUCUAGAUCAAUGAUAGGUAACAAAGAAACCACGACGAAUAUGCGCCCUCAUAGCAUUGUGAGCUCGGGAAUAAACCAAAUACAAGGUAAGCCAGCUCCACCGGGCUCCAUUAAUUUCAUUACGUCAUCCAAACUUCUUCACACUCAACUGACUUCGCCUUUAAAACGCUCUAAAUCAACGGAUGAGCCAAAAAGUGAAGUAAUCGUGGGUCACAUACAACCGACGAAAAGACACAGCGUGGAGGCCGUCGUUGUAAAAUCUGAACCUAUGGAGACAGACGAGCCGAAUACAUCAACAACUACCACCAGUGACACGGGAAGCAAGCACACCAAUGUGCAACCUAGUACUGUGAACCAGAAGAAUGAUGAAUCCCAGAAUGUGUUGCUGAAGCAACUGCUGCAGACUACGACGACCGCGGCCACCGUGGUCCCCGCCCGCACCAUGACCAUACAGCGCACUGCGCCUGCGCUCGGCAGCAUCCCUUCUCUCGAAGCGCAGCUGGCGAGGCCCUCAAUACCACCACCCACUCUGUCGUUAACGCAGGAAGUAGAAAUAGCGAAGAACUCGCCGCGGCAUAAUAUUAUAACGAGCAGCGUAGUAAACUCACCGUUCACAUCUCGUCCCAUACAAUCUAUACCGACUUCCACUAUAUCAUCUUUGACACAAACUUCGACGCAAUCAUUGAUGGAUGUGCGCAAGCCACCUAUGAAGAUGAUGAGCAAAGAAGAAACUACACCUCUCCCUGAAAGUUCUCCUACAAUGAAAUCGAUGCAAAUGUAUCCAAUGAGUAUUGAAAAUCAGCAGCUUCAACAAGCUAUUAAGAAAGAAAUCGCUCCUCCUCAACAAAGUCCAGUUCACAGACCGUUUACACCUAUGGAUGUGAAGAAAGAGCUACUAGACGAAAGCUCUCAACAAUCGGCAACGUCUGGCGUCUCGACAGCAUCCGAUCAGGGAAAACUUGAUCAACCCAUGAAGGAGGAGUUUCCGGAGAGCGUCAACAUGGAUGCGUCAUCCGAAGUAAAUGCUCCAGAAACUCCAUCGGAAGCUAAGAAACGAAAGCGCCGAGAAUAUCAACAGAAGAAGAGGAAACAAUUACAAAUGAAUAUGAAGGCUGCAGCUGAGAAUAACUUGACUGCAGCCAACGCUAAGAAGAGACCGCGAAAAGGGUCUCGCUACGAGGAGGACUAUGACACAUUUAUUGACAACCUGAUGACACAACUACGAUUACUGCCUGCAAUGCAAAUUCAAGAACCAGCUCUGACUACUAACUUUGCUGUUUGCCCAUUGUUUGGAUCUGGUGAUUUGACCAAAUUAAAAAACAAGGACUAUGAUUUAUUAAAAGGUGAUUUAGUUGGCGAGUUUGGUAAUGCUAAAAUACCAAACGUUGGAGAUUAUUAUAAUACAAAACCAUUUGGGGAAGAAGAACCGUUGCCUGAGAAACCGGCUGCGUCUACACAAAGAGGAUUCUAUGACCAAGAAUUCCAACCUAUCUUGUUUGACGAUGAUCCAGAAGACAAGAAACUGGACUUUAUUUGUAAGGAACGCGACACAGACACUCCUGAUAGCAUAGUCAGUUGUUCCAGUCCUGAAUGCCUCGAAACAGAGCCACCAAACAGGUUCCCAGGUCUUAAAUUAAUUGAUGAUGAAGAAGAAGAUGAAGAUAGUGACUCAGCGUCUGGUCGAAUAUCGCCUAUAAUUCCCAUCAUUGCACCUGUCCCGAUCAGAGUGAAGCCGGUGUCGUUGUAUCAAUCAAAGGAUGAAGAAGACAACAUGAAGGCGUUGAAGACUCUUGACACCGAUGCCGCGAAGGUCAAGGGUGGAGAUUCCCCCGGCAGCACGGAAACCAAUGAGAAUGUCACCGUGACGCUUACACUCACUUCGGGUGCAGCUGAAGAUAUUCUGGGCGUACUAAAAGAGCUCGCCGGUAUCCUGCACAUACCUCCACCCACAUCCUAUCAAAUUAUAGAAAGAACUGCAACUCCGCCAUCUCACAAACUUGGCCUCUACCGAUCUAAAGGCAAGGACGGAAAAGAAGGGACACCUAUUGAUAUUCAAAGUAUAUUAAAUGGGGCAGCCAAGUUCUGUCGCCAUUGCGAUGUUGUUAUUUUGGACUCCGUCGUUAGAGCUAAAGCUUCAGAGUUUCCGUUACUAUCGGCUAACAAAGGAAAUGCUGAAGAAAUUCUGUGCGACAGCGAUUCAGAGCUUUACUUCUGUAGUACACAGUGCUACGAGAGCUUCGCCUGGCGCCCUACCAACAUUAUCCUAGAUGGAAAGACAAAGACUACCGUAAAAGAUGAUAACAAGUCAGAUGCUGACACCAACUUGUCAAAAGAUAGGGACGACUUUGACACCGCGUCCACUGAGAGCAUGGAAACCGACGACUUGGAUAUAAAACCAGACAUCAAGGAUGAAAAGAUGGACUUGUCGUUCAUGGAUUCUCUCGACAACGAUGAGUUGAUGAAAGAAGUAGGCGAUGACGUCAGUGCUCUCGACGAAGAUUUGAAGAGUGAACAGGACGAGAAGAGUAACCAGGGCAGUGAGAAGGAGAAGUAUAGAGGGGUACGUUACAAGGCGUGGUCGCCGGGCUGCAUCGGGCCGCCGGUGAAGUACAAGCGGCCCACCGACAGGGAGCUCACCGAGCUGGUGUUCCGCACCGGCGUCGCCAUCAUGCCGGUCACCAACGAGGACUCGCGGCGCUGCGAGCUCUGCGGCAUACAGGGCGACGGCGUCGCCGACGGCGUGUCCCGCCUGCUCAACUGCGACGUCAACCGCUGGGUGCACCUCAACUGCGCGCUGUGGUCCGAGGGAGUCUACGAGACCGUCAGCGGCGCGCUCAUGAACGUCGAGACGGCGCUGGCGGCCGGCUCCAACGCCACCUGCGCCGUCUGCCGCCGGCUCGGCGCCACCGUGCGCUGCUUCAAGGUGCGCUGCGGCAGCGUCUACCAUCUCGGCUGCGCCGUCAAGGACAACUGCGUCUUCUACAAGAACAAGACGGCGUUCUGCGCCUCGCAUGCUCCCAAGAAUGAAAAGGACAACGAGCUGACGACUCUGAGCGUGCAGCGGCGCGUGUACAUCGCGCGCGAUGAGCAGCGCCAGGUGGCGUCGGUGAUGCUCCACUCGGACACCAACCACCUCAUCCGCGUGGGCGGGCUCAUCUUCCUCAGCCCCGGCCACUUGCUGCCUCAUCAACUCGCCGCGUUCCACACGCCCAACUACAUCUACCCAAUUGGAUACAAAAUCGUGCGGUUCUACUGGUCGAUGUCCCGCGCCAACAGCCGCUGCCGCUACCUGUGCUGGAUCUCGGAGGAGGCGGGCCGGCCGCGCUUCCACGUCCGCGCGCAGGACGAGCCGCGCGGGGAGUGCGCCGCGCCCACGCCGCGCGCCGCCUGGGCCAACGUAUUGGAUGCUGUUGCGGCUUUACGAGAAGGUCGAAGUGAGGAUGGUGUCCUCAAGUUAUGGCCCAAUUAUGUUACUGGCGAAGAUUUGUUUGGUCUCACUGAACCUGCCGUUGUUAGAGUAUUAGAAAGUUUACCUGGUAUCGAGACGCUGACGGACUACCGGUUCAAGUUCGGUCGGUCUGCGCUGCUGGAGGGCGGGCUGGCCGUGAACCCGUCGGGCUGCGCGCGGUCGGAGCCCCGCGCGCGCGCGUGGCGGCGGGCGGGCGCGCGCUCGCUGCUGCCGGCCGCGCCCGCGCCGCCGCCCGCCGCCGACCACCCCACCUGCCCCUACUCCAAGCAGUUCGUGCACACCAAGAGCUCGCAGUACAAGAAGAUGAAGAGCGAGUGGCGGAACAACGUCUACCUCGCACGGUCAAAAAUUCAAGGAUUGGGUUUGUACGCUGCUCGGGACUUGGAGAAGCAUACUAUGGUCAUAGAGUACAUCGGAGAAAUAAUACGCUCCGAGUUGUCGGAAAUACGAGAAAAGCAGUACGAGGCUAAGAACCGCGGUAUCUACAUGUUCCGGCUGGACGAGCGCCGCGUGGUGGACGCGACGUUGUCGGGCGGGCUGGCGCGGUACAUCAACCACUCCUGCCAACCCAACUGUGUCGCGGAGACCGUCGAGGUCGACCGACAUCUGCGCAUCAUUAUCUUCGCCAAACGACGCAUUGCGAGAGGAGAAGAGUUGGCAUACGAUUAUAAGUUCGACAUAGAAGAUGACGCUCAUAAGAUAAUGUGUAUGUGCGGAGCUCCCAACUGCCGAAAGUGGAUGAACUGAACACUGCACAGACUUGGAACACCUCACCCUGGAGACUGAACGACAGCGUGGCCGACUCAGCCCCGGCCACCGCGUAUAUGUGUGUACAGUGCGACUAAAUUCGAUUCAGUAAAAUGAAUCUCAGAUCUCAGCGUUGCAACGUUAUAACGAUUAUGAUAAAAUUGAAUUGUGUUACAACUAAAUUAAUUGAAUCGAGAAUAAAAUCGACUCGAAUCUAUCUAUAUUAGAAUAAUCUAUUUAAUCAUAACUAUCACUGAUACCGUCACAUAUUUGUUUAUAUUUUUUUAUACUUGGAAACAUCCACUUAUUCUAUUGAUUACGAUGGAUCUUCUUUCUUUCUUCUUUCAUUUAGUUCAACCAAAUCUAUGAAUAUUUUGCUAAGUAGAAUUAGUUAAGGUCAGUUUACUGAAUCGAAUUCGAAGUGUGACUGUAGAUAAUGUUUUAGCUUAGGAAAGGCUAUGAUGACUAGUUUAAUGUACCAAAGUGAUCAUACUACAUGUAAGUAAAUGAAUCAUGUUAGACUUGUUUCUAAUUUCACUCUUAUAAAGCUGACGUGUGAUCUACGAAUAAGACAAUAUCAAAAGAGUUUUACUGGUAUCUUCAAUUUUAUAACUAUAUUUAACCGUCGCGGUAAUCAAUCGGAACUUUUUUUGUAAAUAAUAUUAAAUCGAUAUAGAAGUUGUUAUUGAAUUUAAAUGUUUUAGAUGUGAACGUUUUACGAGAGUAGACAGUAGGCUAAGACUUUAAUUUUAUUAUGUUCAAUGUAUUUUAUGAAUGUUUUGUGUCGCUGUUUUAAAUGUCUUUUAUUAAUGAACAUUUAUUUGAAAAUUAUCGCUCCUUUUUAGCAGUCAUGUUCGCGUAUACCUCUAAAGUGUACUUGAAAUCUCAGCAGUGACUACUAGGUAGGUUAAGUUACCAUAUAGACGAGUCUGCAUUUAGUAUGCAUAGAGCACAAUAUAUUUAGCGAUGUAAAUAACCUCUUUAUUAGAAAUUAUGUGUCGGCCGGGCCGGGCUAGGCGGACCUUGUAACAGGGUAGUAAUAUAAUUUCUAAUGGAGCGGCACGCGACGCCACGAUGUGCCUGACUUGUUGUUUACGUCGUACGACUCGUAGGUUAGAUCUACGCGUACCACGCCGCGCCUUCUCACGGAGGACGAACUUGAUACUAUACCUGUAUGCGUGUAUGUAUGAAUGUUACGUGCCUACUUUUAUUCACAUGAUUUAUUACACGUUCAACUGCAGACAAGUGGUAGUAAAGAAGCUCUUCAUAUAUUUUCGAGAGAAGACAUUUCAUUUAGUGAUGAAAUUAUUUUGCGAAUAUUUUACUCAGAAUAAUAGUUUUAUACAUAUAGCCAUCACCAUCUCAAAUAAAUUGUGUGAAUAAAACACCGUGCACAGAGUAGCUAGUGUAAUUAUUUAUAUAAUAAAUUUAAUGAAUAGUCCCAAAUGUGAUAUUACCUCACAUAAUUCGCGUGAACUUCAUUAUGUAGUGGCCAUUGUAACCUAGGUUAGCUUGUCGUUACCGCUUCGGCCGACGGAGCCAUGACGCGUUGUAGCAUCAAUGGAAUGCGUUGUAAGUUGCAACAUGCUUGUAACUGUAAGAUCUGGUAAAAGAGAAAUAUUUAUGUAUGUGUAGCACAAGGAAUUAUUGUAACGCAGGUUGCCCUCUACCAAUGUUAUGAAUUCAUGCAAUGUAAUUUUAAGUGUUAAAUGUGCAAUAUCAUAUCUUGAGUACAGAUUGUAAAUACGACAGUAGCGCAGUGAUGGACAUGUGUAUUAUAUUGUAAUCAUGGAAUAAAUUUGUGUUAUGUAUUGUUUUGAAAUCAGUUGUACGCCUCUCAUUAAAUAUAUGACCAUCGAUUUUAUUUAAAGCAUUCCCAUAAAAUUUUCACUAUAGUUUGACUCAAGUUUAUUAUUAAUUUCACGAUAAAACAUUUUGAAAGUUGUAAAAUUAUGUACUUUAAUAUUCUAUACAUAAGUAUUUUUAUUGCAUUAUUUUCCUAUAAUUAAAAUUUUAAUUAGUAUAA
Molecule: messenger RNA, 17592 nt
Organism: Spodoptera exigua (beet armyworm)
Lineage: Eukaryota; Metazoa; Arthropoda; Insecta; Lepidoptera; Noctuidae
Source: the annotation of a GenBank genome assembly